CCACAACACACCCUGCCAGUGAUCUUACGCUGCGCAAUCCUGGGCAGCCCCAAAAGGCGGCUCACGAUCCGCGACAUCUAUGCGGCAAUGGAGAAAAAGUACCCGUACUACAAGACAGCGGGUCCUGCGUGGAAGCAAUCAGUACGGCAUCACCUAUCUCUCAAUCGCCUGUUUGAGCGCCAACCCCGUCCGGCGACGGACCCUGGUUUCGGAUCGUAUUGGACGGUGAACUUGAAUGCU
Postia placenta MAD-698-R-SB12 is the source of this 240-nucleotide messenger RNA. RefSeq lists its product as hypothetical. Gene Ontology annotation, biological process: regulation of transcription by RNA polymerase II. Gene Ontology annotation, cellular component: nucleus. The transcript has 2 exons. Gene Ontology annotation, molecular function: RNA polymerase II cis-regulatory region sequence-specific DNA binding; DNA-binding transcription factor activity, RNA polymerase II-specific. Lineage: Eukaryota; Fungi; Basidiomycota; Agaricomycetes; Polyporales; Adustoporiaceae. The annotation marks the transcript as partial. The record is from RefSeq and is a predicted model, not a curated record.